Amphimedon queenslandica is the source of this 1457-nucleotide messenger RNA. RefSeq lists its product as uncharacterized. The coding region runs from base 530 to 1261 and encodes 243 amino acids. Lineage: Eukaryota; Metazoa; Porifera; Demospongiae; Haplosclerida; Niphatidae. The record is from RefSeq and is a predicted model, not a curated record. The transcript is spliced from 2 exons.
UAAAAGGCAUUAAACUAAAGUAAACAUUCAUAAUAUCCUGAGCCUUCACUGUACACUGACGAAUUCCAUUAUCACUGAUAAUAGAGUGAUGAUUAUUUGGUUUCAUUACUUUAUAGUCUCCCUCUUAACUUAAAAAUAUUAAGUAAUAAUAAUCUUAUUAGGUAGCCGCUGGGCAAGGAUGUUUUUAGAUUGUGACUGAUAAGAGAAUUAAAGUGAAAAUAAAGUACAAGUGGCUUUUGAAAGAAUUUAUAAUGGUAAUGUGAUCAUGGGUAUGGCUUAUGGUAAGGUAAUUUUAGUGGCAUGCCUACAUAUGAAGUCAUUCACUACUAUGCUUUAUAUAUGUUGACUAAUGUUAAAGACCUAUACCCUCCUUGAUAUAAGAUAUCCAACAAAAAUGCUUCAAACCCAACCACAAAUAUAACAAGACCCAGAUAAAACAGGUAUUUUUAGUCUAUUUGAAGUAACUGUAACCAGAUAGAGCCAAUUGAAGGUUGAUAGUAAGAGUUCUUGAUGAUAGUGAAGCUGUAACAUGUCAAACUCUAUUUCCACUAAAUUUGCAGCAGUCUGCUGCUUAUUUGUUGUAGCUGUCAUCAGUCAAGGAGCUGUUGCAAACAAUCUGCAGAAAAGUCUACUUGCUAAAUUUUCUAAGGAGCACGACACUCGUCAGGAUGAUGACAUUGAUGAAUGCUGCACUACCUUUAAUGACAGCUUGCCUCAAAGCUGUAACGCAACUAUACUAUUUGAUCUUGACCUAACCUCUGAUCUUAGUGAUGCCCAGCUAGCUAAAAUAAAUCCAGCUUUCUCCAGAAACUGCAUCUCUUCCUGCCUUGACCCAUUGGUUACAUUCUUACGCUGCCGAGGAAUGGCAAAUAAUGAUUCUUCUGCUGCAAUAAAUUUUGAAACAGAAUUUCUUCAAAAUGGAGUUUGCGGACAAGAGAAUGGAGACUAUUGUCGUGUUCUACUUGCUCGAGAGAAUCGUACCAACAGUGUUGCAUUUGAUCAAAUUGAUGGUGCUUGCUAUUCCAUUAAUACUGGAAUAGUCUGCAACAGUACAACCUCUGCUAAGUGUCUCGAUAGUCUUACUAGGGUUGCUUCAUUGAUUGGUUGCUGUGCUCGUCCUUUAAUUGGAUCUGGUAUUGAUAGCUGCAGUGGAGUCAAUGCAGGCCCUUCAUGCAAUAAUAUUAUGAGUCCUGCUAACAAGGUUUAUCCUCUUGCUACAGUCUCAUUCAUUGCCGUGAUUCUCCUUGCUUUUUUCUUUUAAAACUUUCAUGCUUUAAGGCUUUUUUCUUUUUUGAGUUAUUUAAUCUAGAUAUAGAUUUCUAGUUUAUUGCUGUUGUUAUUUUAGGCCUAUUAAUUUUUAAUGUUGUAGUUGUUGUAGAUCUAAUAGUGAUUUUGUCUUUGAAAUUAAAUAAUUUUUCUGCUAUUGUUAUUGUGAAACAAAUCAUAUAACAUAAAUU